This is a messenger RNA of Triticum turgidum subsp. durum (durum wheat), 1125 nucleotides long. The record is from the annotation of a GenBank genome assembly. Lineage: Eukaryota; Viridiplantae; Streptophyta; Magnoliopsida; Poales; Poaceae.
AUGGGGAGGGAUCAGCAGGCGGGCGCGGCGGCGGCGCACCGGGAGAAGGUGAAGUUGUUCAUGGGCGUGCUGGCGCUGCAGUUCCUGCUCGCCGGCUUCCACAUCGUCAGCCGCGCCGCGCUCAACAUGGGCAUCAGCAAGCUCGUCUUCAUCGUCUACCGCAACGUCAUCUCCCUCGCCCUCCUCGCCCCCUUCGCCUACUUCCUCGAGAAGAAGGACCGGCCGCCGCUCACCUUCUCGCUGCUGGCGGAGUUCUUCGUGCUGGCGCUCAUCGGGAUCACGGCGAACCAGGGGUUCUACCUGCUGGGGCUGUACCACCUGUCGCCGACCUACGCCUCCGCGAUCCAGAACAUGGUGCCGGCCAUCACCUUCGUGCUGGCCGCGGUCCUCCGGCUGGAGCAGGUGGACCUGGGCCGGCGGCAUGGGGUGGCCAAGGUGGUGGGCACGGUGGUGAGCAUCGGCGGCGCCACGGUGAUCACGCUCUACAAGGGCCUGCCGCUCUUCAGCCACAACCUGCACGUGCAGGCCGUGCUCUCCUGGACCUCCGGCAGCCCCAUCUUCAACUGGACCCUCGGCUGCGUCUUCAUCCUCGGCCACUGCCUCUCCUGGUCGGGAUGGAUGGUGCUCCAGGUGCCCGUGCUCAAGCGGUACCCGGCGAGGCUGUCGGUCAUCUCGCUCACCUGCGUCUUCGGGCUGCUCCAGUUCCUCGUCAUCGCCGCCUUCACCGAGGAGGACAUGAGCCGGUGGAAGGUGCAGUCCGUCGGGGAGCUCUUCACCAUCCUCUACGCCGGGCUGGUGGCCUCCGGCGUGGCGUUCGCCCUGCAGAUCUGGUGCAUCGACCGCGGCGGCCCGCUCUUCACCGCCGUGUUCCAGCCCGUGCAGACCGUCGCCGUCGCCGUCAUGGCCGCCAUCAUCCUCGGAGACCAGCUCUACACCGGAGGGAUCAUCGGCGCGGUGCUGAUCGUCAUCGGGCUCUACUUCGUGCUGUGGGGCAAGAGCGAGGAGAAGAAGACGAGGAGCCAAGAUCCCGAGAUGGCGAGGCACCUGCUGGGGGAAGACGGCGGCGAGGCUGACAAAGAUCAGCAAGUGAGCACCGCUGUGCUGGAAGAAGAAGACCCGUACUAG